Messenger RNA from Pelobates cultripes (western spadefoot toad), 438 nucleotides. The record is from the annotation of a GenBank genome assembly. Lineage: Eukaryota; Metazoa; Chordata; Amphibia; Anura; Pelobatidae.
AUGCCUACCGACAUGUUACUCGUGGACCGAGUACACCGCCUGCCCAGACCACGGUUCCUACCAGAAACUGCACCGCGGGAUGUGCUACUGCGAAUGCAUUAUUAUCAUAUUAAAGAGCUCAUACUCAAGUCAAGCAGGAAUAAAGUGACACCACUGGAAGGUUACCCAAACCUGCUGAUCUUUGCCGAUCUUUCUGUGUCCACUCUUCGUAGAAGGAAAGAGUUCGCUCAAGUUGCCAACUCCGUGAGAGCGCAUGGUCUCAGAUUUCAAUGGGGUUUCCCUACCAAAAUGUUGGUGACGAAAGACAACGCCACCCAAGUAAUCACAUCACCUGAAGAUGGACUUCGCAAACUACAAGCCUGGGGAUUCAUGGACCGAGGACCGGAUCAUAACACCCCACCUUCCAGGCGCAUUCCACUGGACUGGCACAAAGCAUGA